This is a messenger RNA of Pieris macdunnoughi, 243 nucleotides long. The record is from the annotation of a GenBank genome assembly. Lineage: Eukaryota; Metazoa; Arthropoda; Insecta; Lepidoptera; Pieridae.
AUGUCGCCGAAGAUCCAAGAAGGUCGACAAUACGAAAAGUCCAGUAACGAGGAGUCGAUGAAAGACGAACCGAAUUACACGGCGAAGAGUUUCACAAAUGAUCUGAAGAAGUUCUUACUUAAACCGUCGUCGCCUCGACUCAGUUUGAGGGAGAAGUUUAUGAUCAGUUUCAAGCAGGAGCUGGAGGCGACGAAAAAGUCACCCAAAUUAAAGGCUAUUAAGGGAUUAUGGAAAUCUUAUUAA